Molecule: messenger RNA, 486 nt
Organism: Lytechinus variegatus (green sea urchin)
Lineage: Eukaryota; Metazoa; Echinodermata; Echinoidea; Temnopleuroida; Toxopneustidae
Product: adhesion G-protein coupled receptor D1-like
Exons: 5
Coding region: 1-486 (161 amino acids)
Biological process (GO): adenylate cyclase-activating G protein-coupled receptor signaling pathway
Cellular component (GO): membrane
Molecular function (GO): G protein-coupled receptor activity
Source: RefSeq, a predicted model, not a curated record
AUGGCGGAAUACCAACUCCUAACAUUCACUAAUAAUUUCGACACGGGAAAUGUUUCUGAAAUAAGAGGUACAUACCAAGGAACUUGUUGGCUAUCGACGGCGGGAGGGGCCAUCUAUGCAUUCGUUGGACCUGCAUUGGCCGUUAUUGUUAUCAACACCAUUCUGUUGGGCAUCGUUCUUCGAGAAAUCAGAAGAAUCAUCGAUCGAGAUAUAACAAAAAUCGAGGUGUCUAAAGCAAAAACUACUGCGAAAACCCUCCUUGUCUUCAUUCCUAUCAUGGGGGCGCCCUGGGUGUUUGGAGUUCUGGCUAUCAACGGAGACACCCUCGUAUUCGACUAUCUCUUCACAGCAUUGACGAGUUUCCAGGUGAGCAAUCAGAAAGAGCUUUUCGCUCCAAGGUUUCCAAGAGACGGAAAGUUGAUCCAUUCUCAAACAGCAGAGGGCGCACUAAUCCUUCAAGCAGCGGUGCCACCUCAACAACCGUGA